AUGGCUCACCUCGAAUCGCGCAAGCACAUAUCCCCCGACUCAGGUUUCCCCAUCACUCUCCACCCCAACUUCAACCCCAAAAUCAAUCAGCAUGUCCCUCCCGACCCCAUUCGCGAACACUUAAACCCCCCCAAAGACCGGGCACUCUUUGCCGACCCUGAAAAGAAAGCUCUAUUUUCUGUGGCCAAACCCGUAGACUUGACUGAGUCAAUCGGUACCCUUCUCGAAGAUGUGCAACUGUCUCAGCUGAACGAACAGCAACUGGAUGAGUUGGCUCUUUUGGUGACUGAGAGGGGUGUGGUAUUUUUUAGGGAUCAGGACCUGACGACGGAAAAGCAAGUCGAGCUAUUUCAGCAUUAUGAUCGCAACACUCCAAUUAGGGCUAACGACUAUACAGGAUCAGAAAGUUAG
Messenger RNA from Aspergillus oryzae RIB40, 411 nucleotides. RefSeq lists its product as uncharacterized. The coding region runs from base 1 to 411 and encodes 136 amino acids. Gene Ontology annotation, molecular function: 2-oxoglutarate-dependent dioxygenase activity. Lineage: Eukaryota; Fungi; Ascomycota; Eurotiomycetes; Eurotiales; Aspergillaceae. Gene Ontology annotation, cellular component: cytoplasm. The record is from RefSeq and is a predicted model, not a curated record. The transcript has 2 exons.